GAAACAUGUACAGUAAAGCAAAACAAAUUCUCCCAUAAUCUCGUCUGUCUUUUACCCAAUAUGCUUCAAUAUGCACCAAGUCUAUGUCAGUCUUCAAGGAUUGUGGCUGGCCAUUGUGAUCAAAAUUCUUAAGUUCUCUAUUUUGUAAGGACCUGUUUGUAGAACGUGUCUCCCCUUAGAAUGGAAGCUGCCUGGGGGCUGGGAUCUUAGAACUUGAAAAACAAGCACCUUAUUUGAUCCUCACCCCAUCCCUGACGGGGGAUGGGGGGUGCUGCUUCUAUGACCCCCAUUUUAGAGAAUGAAGAAACUGAGGCAAGGUCAGUGAGUUGCCCAGGGCCACACAACUAGGGUUCGAUUUGAACUCGGGUCUUCCUAGAACUAUCUGCGGCUGUGAUCAUUAACUAGUCUCCUGGGGACCCUUUAGUGACUCCACUCCAUUCCAGAUGUUGCUCUGCCGGAGCACUGCCUCGUGGCUUCGGCGUUUCCCACGCUCCUCGGCAGGGACCCCCUCUGCCAUCUACCCUAGGUCCCAGCCUCUGUUUCCGAAGUUCCAACUAACUCGCCAGACGCUCCUGCCGGUCUCUCUAUUGGGCAAGCGCACAAACCACUGAGACCCUCCGUACUACAUUUCCCAGAUAUCCUCGCCGGUUCAGCCAACCGCCUUCCGGGUAGUUGCCAUGGACACACGGACGCUUAGAGCGUCCAAAGAGUCGGAAAAAGUCGGAAAAGCUUUCUUCCUCUUCCCGCCUACGUCACUUCCGCUUCCUCUUCCGUUCCUCGCGGUACUAUCUUCUGCCCCGUCAGGAACACCCCUGGGCGUCUCCCGGCCGCUCCGUCCUCAGCCUCCGCCUCCACCUCCUCCGGGGCCCGAGCCCUGCGUCCGUCCCGGGCCGGGCUCUGCUUUCUAAGGACGCUGCCCUUGCCCAUGAGGAGAGAGAGAAUGGCCCCUGUGCUCCUGACAGCCCAUGUCCCUCAGGGGCCAGUGACCUUCAAGGAUGUGGCCGUGGACUUUUCCUGGGACGAGUGGGGGCACCUGGGCCCUUCCCAGAAGGAGCUGUACCGGGAGGUGAUGCUGGAGAACUACAGGAACCUUAUUGGCCUGGGACUUGCAGUUUCUAAACCAGAUGUGAUCUACCAGCUGGAACGAGGGGAAGCACUAUGGAAGCUAGAGAAAGACAUCCCAGCAAGCACCUGUCUAGAUUGGGAGACUAGACCUGAAACCAAACCGCUAAACCCAGAGCUGGACAUUGCAUCAUCCCAGACAAGGCUCACAAGGAAUGGUCUCUAUGUCACCAAGUUGGGAAACUGUGAUGCCACUUUACAGAGGCCCCAAAGCAAUAAGGAAGAAUAUUCUAUGCAAGAAAAGGCCAUCAGAAGGAAAAUUUCCAAUAAAGUGAGAGGUUACAGGCAUCGGCAGUAUGGCAGAAUCUUCAAUUUAGGUCCAGUUCUUUUUCCACAACAGAGAAUAUCUAUAACAAAGAAGAUGCAUCCAUGUGAGAAACACACAAAAAGUUUCAGAAUGUAUUCAGAUGCAAGUAAAUGUAAAAGAAUCAGCUCAAAGAAAAUACUUUCUAGUUAUGAUGAAAGUAAGAAAUCCUUCUAUCAUAAUUCAGAUACUAUUGCCUAUCAUAGAAUACAAAAGGGAGAAAAAGCUUGUAAAUAUAAUAAAUAUGGGAAAACCUUUGACCAGAAAUCCUCUGUUACUUCCCUUCAGACAUUCCACAAUGGAGAACAACCAAAUAAAUGUAAUAAAAGUGUGAGCAUUCAUACUGAAGAGAAGCCUUAUGAAUGUAAUGAAUGUGGAAAGUCCUUCCGUUGGCGUUCAGGACUUACUGAACAUCAGAGAAUUCAUACUGGAGAGAAACCUUAUGAAUGUAAUGAAUGUGGGAAAACUUUCAGUCACAGAUCAUCCCUUACAUCACAUCACAGAAUUCAUAGUGGGGAGAAACCUUAUGAAUGUAAUAAAUGUGGCAAGGCUUUCUGCCGAAGCACACGUCUGACUGAGCACCAGAGAAUUCACACUGGAGAAAAACCAUAUGAAUGUAAUGCCUGUGGAAAGGCUUUCCGUUGGAGCACAGAACUUACUCAACAUCAGAGAAUCCAUACAGGAGAGAAACCUUAUGAAUGUAAUGAGUGUGGGAAGACUUUCCGCCGAAGCACAGGGCUCACUCAGCAUCAGAGAAUUCAUACAGGAGAAAAACCUUAUAAAUGUAAUCAAUGUGGGAAGGCCUUUAGCCGAAGCAUACUUCUUACUGAACAUCAGAGAAUUCAUACUGGAGAGAAACCUUAUGAAUGUAAUGAGUGUGGGAAGGCCUUCCGACAGAGUACAGAACUUACCAGGCAUCAGCGAAUUCAUACUGGAGAGAAACCAUAUGAAUGUAAUGAAUGUGGGAAGACUUUCACUCAUAGGGCAUCCCUUACUUUCCAUCAUACAAUUCAUACUGGAGCAAAGCCUUAUAAAUGUAAUGAAUGUGGGAAAACUUUCCGCCAGAGCAUACAACUUAUUGACCAUCAAAGAACUCAUACUGGAGAGAAACCUUAUGAAUGUAAUAAAUGUGGGAGGGCAUUUAGUCAUAGGGCAUCCCUUACUUCUCAUCAUAGGAUUCAUACUGGAGAGAAACCUUAUGAAUGCAAUGAAUGUGGAAAAGCAUUUUGCCGUAGUGCGGGACUCACUCAACACCAAAAAAUUCAUACUGGACAGAAGCCUUAUAUACUUUGAGUCUUAAGAAUGUAAUAAAUAUUAGACAAAUUUUAGCCAAGCCAUACACUUCACAGAACAUUACAGACUUCAAAUGAAAACGAUAAUUGGAAAAAAUGUUUUUUUUCCCAACAACUGUUUUUCCAAACAUUUUCUUCUUUCUUCAUUUCCUUAGUUACCUCCCUUUUCUACCAUAAAACCUAAAUUGAGGAAAUUGUGAAAAUUUUAUAAAUGUGUGAUGCCAGUACUCACUAAAAAAUUC
Molecule: messenger RNA, 2960 nt
Organism: Dromiciops gliroides (monito del monte)
Lineage: Eukaryota; Metazoa; Chordata; Mammalia; Microbiotheria; Microbiotheriidae
Product: zinc finger protein OZF-like
Exons: 5
Coding region: 926-2719 (597 amino acids)
Biological process (GO): regulation of transcription by RNA polymerase II
Cellular component (GO): nucleus
Molecular function (GO): RNA polymerase II cis-regulatory region sequence-specific DNA binding; DNA-binding transcription factor activity
Source: RefSeq, a predicted model, not a curated record